Cuculus canorus (common cuckoo) is the source of this 2055-nucleotide messenger RNA. It is a transcript of the gene KLHL10, whose product is annotated as kelch like family member 10. The transcript has 5 exons. Lineage: Eukaryota; Metazoa; Chordata; Aves; Cuculiformes; Cuculidae. The record is from RefSeq and is a predicted model, not a curated record. The coding region runs from base 109 to 1902 and encodes 597 amino acids. Gene Ontology annotation, molecular function: protein binding.
GUGCGGAGAGCAGGGGCAAAGCAGCACCUCAGAUGGAUGGACCCUCUGCUGCCUGGGGCUUCAAGGACGAUAGCUUGACUCCCACCAGAUAACUGCAUACAUACAAACAUGGAGAGGAAGAUGAGCGCUAUGGCUUGCACCGUCUUCAAUGAGCUUCGCCUGGAAGGGAAGCUCUGCGACGUGGUUAUCAUCGUGGAUGAUGUUAAAUUCAAUGCUCACAAGAACAUCCUCUGUAGCUGCAGUCACUAUUUCUGGGCUCUGUUUACUGGCAGCUGGAACAAUCCCGGGAAGAGAGCGUAUAAAAUCCCCGGCACUUCACCUGAAAUGAUGAGGCUCAUUAUCGAGUAUGCCUACACCAGGACAGUACCGGUCACAGAAGACAACGUUGAAAGUUUGCUAAUUGCAGCAGACCAGUUCAACGUCAUGGGCAUCAUCCGACUGUGCUGCGAGUUCCUAAAGUCCCAGCUAUGCUUGGAAAAUUGCAUUGGCAUCUGCAAGCUCACGGAUUAUUACCACUGCCCCGACCUGCGAGAAGCAGCUUACGCCUUCAUCCUCUACCACUUCAAGGAUAUGUACCAGGUGUCUACAGAGUUCCUAGAGCUCCCCGUCGACAAGUUAAUACACAUCAUUGAGAAAGAUGAGCUCAAUGUGAAAGAAGAAAAUGCCGUGUUUGAGGCUAUACUGAAGUGGAUCGCUCACGAUCCAGAGGAUAGGAAACAGCACAUCGCAGUCCUGCUGAGCCAGGUCCGAUUGGCGCUGCUGCAAAUAGAUUACUUCAUGAACAACGUCAAAGCGCACGAUUAUGUGAAGAACAACGAAGAUUGCAGAGUUCUCAUCAUAGACACGCUGACAGAGAUUUACCACCUCAACUCGCACGGCCCCUCUGAUUCCAAUUUCAGCAACCAGCUCAGUCGGCCUCGCCUGCCCGAUGCUAUCUCGUUCGCUGUCGGAGGCUGGAGCGGGGGUAGCCCAACCAACGCCAUUGAGACAUACGAUAGUCGUGCAGACAAGUGGAUCAAUGUCACGUGUGAUAAAGAAAGCCCCCUUGCCUAUCACGGCACCGCGUAUUUAAAAGGCUUUAUCUACGUUAUCGGAGGAUUCGACAGCCUGGAUUAUUUCAACCACGUUAAGCGAUUUAACCCAUUUCAGAAGACAUGGCAGCAGCUUGCGCCCAUGCACUCGCGGCGCUGCUACGUCAGCGUGGCUGUUCUCAACGACUUCAUCUACGCCAUGGGAGGGUUUGAUGGAUACACGCGCCUCAACACAGCGGAACGCUACGAGCCAGAGACGAACCAAUGGACACUGAUUGCUCCCAUGCACGAGCAGAGAAGCGAUAGUAGUGCGACCACGCUGAAAGAAAAGGUGUACAUAUGUGGUGGGUUCAACGGAGAGGAAUGCUUGAUAACAGCUGAAGUUUACGAUCCCGCUACAAAUCAAUGGACCCUUAUAGCCCCCAUGAGAAGCAGAAGAAGCGGAUUAGGCGUGAUCGCAUAUGGAAAUGAAGUCUAUGCGGUUGGAGGAUUUGACGGAAUUGGCCGGCUGCACAGCGCGGAAGCUUACAACCCCGUUGGUGACACGUGGCAUUCGAUCUCUGCCAUGCUAAAUCCUCGCAGCAACUUUGGCAUUGAAGUGGUGGAUGGUUAUUUGUUUGCCGUUGGUGGCUUUAACGGCAUAUCCACAACUUCCAAUGUUGAGUGCUAUGACGAGAACACUAACGAGUGGUACUACGUCCAAGACAUGAGCAUAUGCCGCAGCGCGCUGAGCUGCUGCGUGGUGCCAGGCCUUCCAAACGUCAGGGACUACGCUGCCAAACGCGAUGGCCACAUGGACGACUUUUCAAAUGAAGUCAGAUUCAAUUCUUCAACCAGCAGCCUGCCUACGUACGCUAUCAGCACCAUUUAACUCACAAAGUCUUCUCAGCAGCAAGUGGAUGCCUCCACCUGUUCUAAAAUAAAAACAAUUGAUACUGGCCAAACGAAUAAUCAGUAUUUAAAAUCUUGAUCCUACGGCACCCCAAAAUGUGUGUAUCGACCACAGCGACUUGAAAAAUAAAAG